Molecule: messenger RNA, 204 nt
Organism: Debaryomyces tyrocola
Lineage: Eukaryota; Fungi; Ascomycota; Pichiomycetes; Serinales; Debaryomycetaceae
Source: the annotation of a GenBank genome assembly
AUGUUUUUAUUGAAUUUUUUUUAUUUAUUACAGCUUACUGUAGCUGUGAGAAUGGAUUUCCAACCAUUCUCUAGAGCGAAUACUGGCAUAUUUACUAACACCGCUUGUUUUAACAAGGAAUAUGAGAGUUAUAACAAUGAUUAUGAUUAUAAAAGUUAUUUUGGUGACAGCUUUGCUACCAACGGACUUGUUACAAUUUGUUAA